This is a messenger RNA of Cladocopium goreaui, 1953 nucleotides long. The record is from the annotation of a GenBank genome assembly. NCBI's taxonomy places the organism in Eukaryota, Dinophyceae, Suessiales, Symbiodiniaceae.
AUGCGACCGCCGUGGCGCUGUGGUCGGCAAGCAACGGGAAGUGCUCUUGGCCCGACGGCGGCCUUGUCGGAUGAUCCCGUCCCCUGUCGGCCCCCACCCGAUUCGUGCCGCCGCGUGUUCGGACUUCUUCGCACAACGCUCGCCCUGAUGGUGAUGGUCUAUCACCUGCUCGCGUCGUUGCCGGAGAUCGGCCAGUACGCCGUCUUCGGCUUCUAUGUCAUCAGCGGCUACCUGAUGACGCUGGUCACCACCGAGCGUUACGGGCACACCGUGAGGGGCGGGGCCGCCUUCUUGACGAACCGCGCUCUGCGGAUCUACCCCGGCUACCUGGCCGCGGUCGCGGUCUCUCUCGCGUGCGUGCUGGUCGUCGGUGAUGGCUUCACCUCCGCUUACAACCGCAACAUGGGCGCGCCGGCGACUCUCGCCGGCUGGCUGUCGAACCUGUCGCUCGGCUUCCCCGGUUGGAACCCCAUGGAAGCGCGGCCACGGCUCGUGCCGCCGGCUUGGACGCUGACGGUCGAGAUGCUGUUCUACGCCGCGAUCGGGUGCGGACUCGCGACGACGCCGCGGCGCGUCGGCGUCUGGAUUGCCGGGUCGCUGGCCUACGUGCUCGCGACGUUCGCGCUGGGCCUGCCGAACGUGCACCGCUACGCACCGGUUGCGGCGGCGUCGCUCCCGUUCGCGAUCGGCGCGGCCGCGUACCACCUCUCGAUUGCCGACACGAUCCGCCUGCACGCUCACGCCGCGGCGUACGCCCGGCUCGCGUACUUCGUGUUGUUGUCGAACUGCGCUUUCUUCGCGCUAGGUGGCGCCGACUCGAUCGGCGUGGCGCGUGACGUCGGCUUGUACGUCAACACGGCGAUCUCGGGAAUCUUGGUGCUGUCGCUCGCCCGCGGCGGCCAAAUCGCGCCGAUCUCGGCCGGUCUCGACCGCGCCGUGGGCGACUACUCCUACCCGGUGUACCUGCUGCAUUGGCAGGGCGGCCUGAUCGCGUCGCUGCUGCUCUUCGGGUCGCCGGUACGCGGGUGGUCGCCUCAGGGCUUGAUCGGCUUCGUGGCGGCGGGCGUGAUCGUCGCCGUCGGCUCGUGGCUGAUGAUCAACGCCGUCGAGCGCCCGAUGCAGGGUCUGCGCGACCGCGUGCGCCGCCGUGCCCAGCCGAGGAGCGAAGAGCCUCGCGGCGAGGCGUUCAACCAGGGGGUCACGGUGGGUCGAUCACGAGGGAAGCGAGGAGCCCAACACCAGUUCGCGAGUAUCUUCGUGCGCGACGCGAAUCGGCCCGGGCCGUCGCGACGAUGGUUGCGUCAGCCGCAACACGGCCGUAACGUGCCGGGCGUCCCAGCACCCCACCAGCCGAAAGCCCGCGACAUGCACCCGGUCCUCAAUCGCGAACUGUUCCUCGUGAAGGAGAAGGUGGGCGCGUGGCGCGCCGCUAACCACUACGACAUCUACGACCCGGAGUCUGGCGAGCUGCUGCUGGAGUGCCGCGAGCCGCGACUAGGCCCGAUCACGAGCCUCCUCCGCUGGACCGACUACAAGACUUCCGCGCCGUUCGACAUCGACAUCCGGACGCCCUCGGGCGAGCCGAUCGUGAGCGUCCAGCGUGGCUGGGCCUGGCUGCGGUCGAACGUGUCGGUGCUCGACGGGCAGGACCGCCGCGUCGGCGGUUUCCAACAGAAGCUCUUCUCGAUCGGCGGCGCGUUCACCGUGGUCGACGAGGCCGACAAGCCCCUCUGCGAGCUGAAGGGGAAGUGGACGAGCUGGGAGUUCAGCUUCCGCGCGGGCGACGCGGAACUGGCGAAGGUCACCAAGAAGUGGGCCGGCCUCGGCAAGGAGAUGUUCACGUCCGCCGACAACUACAUGUUGCAGGUCAACCCGCAGGUGCCGCCCGACAGCGUCUUGCGGCAGCUGAUACUCGCGGCGGUAGUCUGCAUCGACAUGGUGCUGAAGGAGUGA